Durio zibethinus is the source of this 4743-nucleotide messenger RNA. NCBI's taxonomy places the organism in Eukaryota, Viridiplantae, Streptophyta, Magnoliopsida, Malvales, Malvaceae. The record is from RefSeq and is a predicted model, not a curated record.
UCAUUUCCCGCUCAUUUCUACAGUUCCUCUCUUUCUCUCUCUUCAUUUGACAAAUAGCUAAAGCCAAUAUCUAUCUAUCUCUCACUCGAAUCCCAUCUAUAUCUUCUCCCUUCAAAAAGCUCCCAACAAAUCUUCUUCCCGAAACACCAUCCACCGUUCUCCUAAUUUUCAGAUCGGAACCCUAACCUUCUGAACAUGAACCAUUACCACAUCUACGAAGCCAUUGGUCGUGGCAAAUACUCGACUGUGUAUAAAGGAAGGAAGAAGAAGACGAUUGAGUAUUUCGCAAUCAAAAGCGUUGAUAAAUCACAGCGGAGCAAAGUUCUUCAAGAAGUUAGGAUACUUCACUCUUUAAAUGAUCCGAAUAUACUAAAGUUUUACUCAUGGUAUGAAACUUCUGCACAUUUGUGGUUAGUUUUGGAAUUCUGUACCGGUGGAGAUCUCAUGACCUUAUUACGGCAGGAUGGUCAACUGCCGGAAGAUUCAAUUCAUUUUUUGGCCUAUGAUCUUGUCAGAGCUUUGCAAUAUUUACAUUCAAAAGGAAUCAUUUACUGUGAUUUGAAACCAUCAAACAUCCUUUUGGAUGAGAAUGGGCAUACAAAGGUACCUAUCCUCUAUAACUUUUUCAUAACAUCGAGUUGCUAUCAUCGUACUUGCUAUGCAAUUGAGUUUCACAUGUGUAUUUGUGUGAUGCAGUUAUGUGACUUUGCACUUGCAAGAAAGUUGAGUGAUAUAUCUAAAACACCUUCUUCCAUGCUGCCACAAGCAAAACGUGGAACACCCUGUUAUAUGGCCCCUGAAUUAUUUGAGGAUGGAGGUGUCCAUUCUUAUGCAUCUGAUUUUUGGGCCCUAGGUUGUGUGCUAUAUGAGUGUUAUGCAGGAAAGCCUCCUUUUGUUGGAAGGGAGUUCACUCAGCUUGUAAAAUCCAUCCUCUCAGAUCCGACUCCUCCACUCCCAGGAAGUCCAAGCCCUUCUUUUGUCAACAUUGUUAAUUCUCUCCUGAUUAAAGAUCCAGCCGAGAGAAUAAAGUGGUCUGAGCUUUGUGUACAUGCCUUUUGGAGGACUAAAGUUUCUCUAAUACCUUUACCUCCUCAGCCUGCUUUUGAAAACAUGAUUGAGUUAUAUGCUAAACCAUGUCUCUCAGAGCGUAAUGGUGACAGAUCUUCUCAAAGCAGGACCCCUCCUAAAUAUAGAGAAAAAGAUUCAAAAGGGUCUUCAAGAAAAGAUGAGAAUUCUCUGGUGGGUUUAAGAGGCCAUGAGACACCAGCUAAGGGUACACCAACUGGCCGUAAAACUCAAACAAAUGCUUCUGGCAGAGGAGUGGAGGAGAAGCAUAAAGAUCAUUCUGGUGCUAUUAAGCGUGUGAACCUCUUGAGGUUAUCUAGAAUAGCCAAAACAAACUUACAAAGGGAGAAUGAGAAGGAAAACUACCGAAGGCCCUUUCCCAAUAGCUCUGAGAAUGAAUCUGAAGUUAAAAUUGAGAACACUGAUAUGGAACUUGAUUUUGAUGAGAACACUGAAGAGGAAGUGCAUGAUGAACCAGAUGGGUCAGAUGUCCCGAUUUGUACAACUGAACAAAAAAUUUCAAGUCAGAAUCAGCAACAGCUCAAAGUGGAAGAGAGGGAUAAUAACAUUGACAAAUCAGACAGCCAAUCUGUGAGUAAUUUGCCUGCCUCAGAUGAAUCAAAAGCAUAUGAUCAGGAAUCAUCUUCAGAUCAUGUUGAAGUGGCUGCUACCCCACCCAGUGUCAGUUCCCAACACAGAAACCAGAGAAUUAAGGAAAGUCCAGGGUCUGCCUUUGAGUCUGAUUGUUCAAAAUCAUCCAAUAAUAUCUCCCAAGUUCUCUGGCAUCCUUCUGAUCUUUCUGUAAGACCUGUAAUGCCAAGCAGAAAAGCUGAUAAAAUGUCAGAGGUAAUUCCUUCGCUACCGUUUGAGGCAUUGCAAUCAUCUGAUUUUGUAAAGAUGUCAAAGGAACAAUUGGAUGCAUUCACCAAUAGGAUCGUAUUGAUAUUUGGUGGAAAUGCUGGUAUUGGUGAGAAGCAAAAUGUGAUUAGAUACCUUGAGAUGCUUGGUAAUAAUGCAGAUGCAGCUAAUAUCUUGACUAAUGGCCCAAUAAUGCUCAUGCUUGUGAAAAUGCUUAGGCAGUCCAAGACUUCAGCUUUGCGUGUACAACUUGCUUCACUGAUUGGCUUGCUGAUCCGGCAUUCUACUUUUAUUGAAGAUGACUUGGCAAAUUCCGGAAUUUUAGGUGCACUUACUGAUGGUCUUAGAGACAGGCAGGAAAAAGUGAGAAGAUUUUCUAUGGCUGCUUUAGGUGAAUUACUGUUCUAUAUUUCCACUCAGAAUGAGCACACAAGAGAUAACAACCCACUUGAAUCUCCAUCAAAAGACAACAAGCCUGUAUCUGACUGGCAGGUUCCAAAUUCAUUGAUUUCAUUAGUGUCAUCAGUUUUACGUAAAGGAGAGGAUGAUAUGACUCAGCUUUAUGCACUUAGGACCAUGGAAAACAUUUGCAGUCAAGGUGCUCAUUGGGCAUCUCGUUUCACCAGUCAGGAUGUGAUUAGUAACCUGUGUUACAUUUAUAGGGCUGCAGGGAAGCAGGAGAACAUGAGGCUAACGGCUGGAUCUUGUUUGGUUCGCCUUGUUCGUUUCAGUCCCCAUUGCAUUCAACAAGUUAUAGAUAGGCUUUCACUCAAGGAUACUGCAUCUGCUCUUAACAAGGGAAGUCUGCGCGAGCAGCAAAUCAGCUUAAAUCUUCUAAAUAUGGCUAUGCUUGGAAGCCAUCUGUUCACAAAUAUAGGACGGUACCUUCUACCUUUGGUGGAGGACAAGAAUCUGGUUCCUAGUCUUGUGUCUCUUAUUGAGCAAGGAAGUGAAGUUUUGAGGGGCAAAGCACUUGUUUUAGUGGCUCUUCUUUGUAAGAAUGGUAAGAGAUGGUUACCACAAUUCUUUUGCAACGCAAGGUUACUCCCCACAGUGGACAGAUUGGCAAAAGAGAAGGAUAGCUAUCUACAGCAGUGUCUAGAUUCAUUUCUUCAUGUUGUGGCAUCUACAGUGCCUGGCUUACUGGAUGGAAUAACUGGAGAUAUUCAGCAAAUGAUGGGUGGAAGGCGACAUGGGCAGAUCUCUGCCCUUACCAGUCGUGCAGCUCCAAAGAACAAUAUUCAUUUGUUCCCCGUUGUUCUUCAUCUUCUUGGGAGCUCAUCAUUUAAAAACAGAUUGGUGACUCAUCAGGUCUUGCGGCAGUUGGCAAAUCUUAUCCAAGUUGUAGAGACACCAUUUCAAGGACGGGACGACUUCCAAAUAACAUUAUUACGAGUUCUGGAAUCUAUACCAGAGGAGUCUCCGGUAAUCCUUGAAAGCUCUAAUAUUUUUAUUCAUGGAAUUCUUCCUAGCCUUGCUGUUCUUUACAAGGGCAAUAAAGAUGGUAAUGCCAGAUUUUUGUGCCUCAAAAUUAUGUUUGAUGUGAUGGUCGUCUUCUUGAAUGAACCUUCAUUAAUUGAUCAAAGGUCAGAGGAUCUGAAAUUGAUAUCUAAUUCUCAUUUUCUUCCUCUCUACCCCACCUUGAUUGAAGAUGAAGAUCCCAUUCCCAUGUAUGCGCAGAAGCUUCUAGUGAUGCUAAUUGAGUUUGAUUAUAUUAAAAUCCCUGAUAUUUUAGAACUGAAAAUGGUCUCCAAAUGUUAUGAAUUUUUGCUUGGCGAUCUGACAAAUGCAAAUGUAAACAAUGUCAAACUUUGUCUGGCUUUGGCUUCUGCUCCAGAGAUGGAUUCUAAGCUGCUUUCGCAGCUAAAGGUAGUUCGGAAGAUUGGAAAUCUUUUGGAGUUUGUAUACGCAAAGGAUAUGGAAGACUUUCUUGAACCAACUCUUGGCUUGUGCAGGGCUUUCCUUCUGCGCUCUGUAGGCGGUAGAAAUGGUUUUGUUUAUACAAAAGAACCCACACUUUUAGCUGAUACUUCUUCUGAGUCAAGUGGUCCAGUUGAUCAGCAGCACUGCAUAAGAGAUAUAAUGGAUUUUGGCAGCAAUAUUGGAGUCUUGUUGGAGUUAAGUGCAUCUCAUGAAGCAAACAUCGCAGAUGUAGCAUCUGAAUGUGUUGUAUUGUUGCUCAAGGCAGCUCCAAGGGAAGCUACAACUGGAUUCCUAACUAAUCUUCCAAAGGCAGGUUCAAUCCUUGAGUCCUGGCGCAAGGGCAUCUCUCACUUGCUAUUGCUGCGGAUAUUGCAUGCUGUGGGUUAUUCCUGUAGGCAAUACCUGUCCCAUGCCAUGAUACUAUCAAUAUCCAUACCUGAAAUUACACGGAUCGAAGGCAUUGUUUCUGAGCUGAAAACCUCAAGUUUACCUGGAUUGUCUAAUGUCGCUUCCCUUGUAGUCUCGGAGUUGCAGCGGCUUCCACGUUGCAUUUGAAGUUCUUGAGGUCGUCUGACUUUCUUUUUUGCUUGUUUCCUUUUAUAGAUUAAUAUAUUCUUAGAUUUACUUACGUGUUACAGGCAUCAUGGAGCAACUGAUUUUUCAAAAGGACAUAAAAAUGUUUAUGCAGUUCUGGACUAGCCGACUAAGGUGGUCAAAAUGAUCCAUGUUUGAGAGGUGAGUUAUAUUUUAUAUCGUCCUGUUCUUGGCCUGUAACUGUCUAAUCCAUGUAUGCUUGGUAUCUUCUUUGAUCUAUUCAAUUUAUGUUUUGUUGGUUCCUCCAAGAUUUUACUUGAAAGAAACCGCUGUACGUUUAUGCAUUUCCUUAUGCAAGUUUGA